Messenger RNA from Phycodurus eques (leafy seadragon), 4642 nucleotides. It is a transcript of the gene atxn2, whose product is annotated as ataxin 2. Gene Ontology annotation, biological process: cytoplasmic stress granule assembly. Gene Ontology annotation, cellular component: cytoplasmic stress granule. Lineage: Eukaryota; Metazoa; Chordata; Actinopteri; Syngnathiformes; Syngnathidae. Gene Ontology annotation, molecular function: RNA binding. Bases 691 to 4065 code for a protein of 1124 amino acids. The transcript has 26 exons. The record is from RefSeq and is a predicted model, not a curated record.
UUUUCUCCGGCUUUGGGUUUGAUGGAAGCGCAUGUGUAUGCGGUGUGUUCGCCGGCUCACGUGGAUGCCACAACACAGCCUUGGUGGAUUUCCUGAAAAUAGUCCCAUUAAAGUAGCGCUUUUGUUUCAAACACUUAACUAUCACCGUGUUUGUUUGAUAUAAUCGUGUCUUUAACAGUCUGUUUGCUGUAGUCGUGCGUUGUCGUUAAAUGUACAGAGAUUUUUUUGUGUGUGCGCUUCGGACGCCAAGGGCCGUUACGCCUGUCAAAUAUCCCUCCGCCGUUUUUUUGUCCCCUUUCAAACUGUUUUGGUCUUUUCGAUGUUAGCAACGGAAACAGCCCCAGACAGCACUCAAAAUCAAUUUUCAGAUUACAAAAUUAUUUCGUUCGGAUUAACGCAGCACGUUGGCAAGAGGUUCAACGCCCGCAUUUAUUUUAGGAGAAUCGUUUUCACGUGUUGUCUUUUUUUAAAGCGUACCCCCCCCCCCCGCCCCUCCUCUUGAUUUAAAAGCAAUUGUACAGGUUGAUAAUUGGGCUAACCUAGAACGUUGACAUUAGCCUGCUAGCCACCAGAGUGCUAACAGCGGCGGCUAACUGUCAACCAACCACAGACACAGUGGUCUCAUCGUCGACGAGAGAAUUUGCGGUGUCAAGCUGGUCAUUUUAAGACGCCGUCUUUUAUGGGCUCGCCAUGUCAAUGAAGGCCGGUGGAAAUCGCAGCAAGCCCGGCGGUGGCAACGCCGCUGGUGCCGGAGGAAGCGGCGGGGGACGACAGAAUCUGGGCAGGGGAAGACACAGUGGUAAAGGUCCUGCAGCGGUCAUUUUCAAUGGAGUGUAUGCGAACAUGAGGAUGGUCCACGUCUUGACAUCAGUUGUGGGGACCAAGUGUGAACUGAAGGUGAAAAAUGGAGCAGUCUAUGAAGGAGUAUUCAAGACCUAUGGUCCAGAGUGUGACUUGGUGUUGGACGCAGCCCACAGGAAGAGCCCAGAGCUAAGCGUGGGCCCCAGGAAAGAGGACAUUGUGGAGAGCAUUGUCUUCAAGGCAGUCGAUGUUGUCGCCGUGUCCUUCAAAGACGUUGACCUUAACUUUGCAAGGAAAGUUUCCUCAGACACAGAGCAUAAAGGUAUAUCCUUGCGUGUCUCAGAUAACUUCACAGACUCCGCAGUCAGUGGAAGGAUCAAUGGUGAGCAUAAAGAGAAAGAUCUCGAGCCGUGGGAUGGCGGAGAAACCCACAAUUCUGACAGCCUCGAAUCUCUGGAUACUGAUGUGUCAAACGGCUGGGACCCCAAUGAUAUGUUCAAGUACAACGAGGAGAAGUAUGGAGUCUUGUCUACGUAUGACAGCAGCCUGUCCACAUAUACGGUCCCCCUUGAGCGCGACAACUCAGAGGAGUUCCUCAAGAGGGAAGCGCGAGCUGCCCAGCUGGCCGAGGAGAUAGAAGCCAGCUCCACUUACAAGGCCCGUGUGGCCCUAGAGAAUGAUGAGCGCUCAGAGGAAGAGAAAUUCACUGCGGUGGUACGGGGGGAAAGAGAGAUGCACACACUGAGCAGGGAGAACAAGUACAUUCCCCCUGGCCAGAGAAACAGGGAGGCAAUGUCAUGGGGGUCUGGACGGCAGAAUUCCCCACGUCUGGCUACGAACUCAGCAGGGCCUUCGGCUGCUCGUGCGGGACUGCAUGACUACAAUCAGAGCCCAGGUGGCGACCAGAGGGUGGUGAACGGAGGUUCAUCCCAUUGGCCCUCACCCUGUCCAUCUCCUUCCUCCCGUCCCCUCCCUCGCUACCAGUCCGGCCCCUCCUCCCUGCCUCCUCGGGCCACCACGCCCACCAGGCCACCCUCCAGACCCCCCUCUCGACCUUCCAGGCCACACUCUCAUUCAUCCUAUCCCUCCUCCUCCUCUUCCUCCUCAUCUCCCUUUCCUGUCCACGGGCCCUCGUCGACGGCCUCCACUCUGCCCAAACGCAUGUCUUCAGAAGGUCCACCACGGAUGUCUCCGAAAUCCCAGAGGACGCCCCGUGCUCACAGAGUACCUCCCAGCAGGACCACUGGGAUGCCACCAGGAGUUGAUCUAAUUUCUCACAAUGCCCCUGGAGAGGUCCCAGUGACUCCGUCCAACAGAGGCAACUCCUCGGGAGGAACUUGGUCUUCUGUCGUUAGUGGAGCUCACAGGCCACGCUCCCCACGUCAGAGCAAUAUGGGUGGAGCCUCCCCUUCCUCCUCUUCUCUGUCUCAGACAGGAACAACUCCUCCAGAGUCUUUUGCUGCACCGAUGUCCGCUUCCUCCCCGACUGCUGCGAGCCCUGCCCCCAAUACGCUUGCCUCUCUGACAGGAGAUGUUAAAGAAAGUCGUGUCCAGGAGACGAGACAAACAUCCCCCAAAGCCAACAAAGACGGCAUGAAGGACAGUUCGUCCAGUAUCAUCAGAUCUGUGUGUAAAGGUCCCCCCUCCUUGGCACCUGACCACAGGAAACAACUUGACAAUUUAAAGAAAUUUAGUGAAGAUUUUAGGCUGCAGUCUAGUUCUAACUCUGACCCUGCCUUCGACCACAUGAUCACCAAGCCUCCAAGAGACUCUGCGGACAAGCCUACCGACCUUGCCUCCUUGGACAAAGCCGCAACAGGCCCUGAAGAGCACGGCGGUGGCACCCCGUCCACGGGCGCCAUCAACACGAGUAAGCCCGGCAGCCCCGCCGCGCUGUCCCCGUCUCCUUCGGGCCCAGAGCAGAAGAGGGUGGGGCUGGAUGUGACCUCGCAAGGUGUUCAGACGACAGCCAUGUCUACUUUUGGAGGACCCAAGCAUGAAGAGAAGGAGGACAAGAAGGAGGCGGUACAAGAUCAAGUGAGAAAGUCCACCUUAAACCCCAACGCCAACGAGUUCAAGCCGAGGUUCAACACGCAGCAGCCCAAACCACCCAACACCCCGACACCCCCGCGACCUCAGGGCCAGCCCAGCCCCUCCAUUGUGGUCCAGCAGCCCCCCACCGUCUACGGCCAGCCGGUGUGCUUCCCCCAGAUGUAUCCCCUCACACCAGUUAGUCCCGGCGUACAGAAAAGCAUAAUAUGGAAGUCUCCAGCGAUGUACCAGGUCCAGAUGCCGCAUAUGACUGUCAACCAGUCUAAACCGUACAGACCAGGUAAAGUGCCCAACAUGACGCAGGGCAGGUCGGACCAACACCACCCGCCGGGCACGCCCACCCUCAUGCACCCGGCCACAGCAGCGGGGCCGCCGAUCAUCACGCAGAGCCCGGCCUACUCCGCCCAGUACUUCACGUGCAGCCCGCAGCAGUUCCCCAGUCAGCAGCUGGUUCAGCAGAUGCCACAUUACCAGUCUCAGGCACAGCACGUGUUCAGUCCUGUGAUGCAGGGCAGCGCCCGCAUGAUGGCGCCCCACGGCCAGCCCAGCCUGGUGUCGUCCUCCACCAAUCAGUACCCAGAGCAGACGCACACCAUGUAUGUGUCUCCUGGCCCCAUGCCCCAGCAGUACCCACACCCGAGCGCCACCUUGCAUCCCCACCAGCAGCACCCUCAGCCCUCCGCCACGCCCACAGGCCAAGCGCAGCAGGGGGGCCCGCCCCAGCACGGAGGCCCACCCAACCACCCGGCCGCCAGCCCUGUGCAGCACCCGCAGCACCCUCAGGCGGCAGCGGCUGCCGCGGCCGCCGCCCAAGCUAUCCACUUGGCCAACCAAUCCCAGCAGCCCAUGUACUCCGCUUUGGCCCCCACGCCGCCUUCCAUGACGCCGGGCCCCAACCCGCAGUCUCCACAGGCGUCCUUCCCGUCGGCACAGCAGACAGUCUACAUCCACCCGCAGCAGGUGCAGCAUGGAUACAACCCCAACCACAUGGCCCACGUGCAGCAGGCUCACAUGCAGUCAGGCAUGGUGCCGUCACACCACGCGGCGCCCGCCCACGCCCCGAUGAUGCUGAUGGCCACCCAGGGCCCGCCGGGCGGCCCGCAGCCCCCCAUGGCCCAGACGGCCCUCAACCACAUCCCUGUCUCUUCCACCACACACUUCUCCUACCUGGCGCAUCCACAAGUGCAGACUCAUCACCAGCAGCAGCUGUAGAUGGCAGAAAGAGGGCGCCAGCGAGCGGAACUAUCAUUCACGAAGGAACGGAGUUCUCCUUUGUCCUUCAUCGCUUUCCUCCUCCUCCUCUCUUAUUUCAUCGUCCUCCAGCUGACCAUUCCCAUCCACUUACCUCCCUCCUUCCGCACACAAGGCAAUAAGAGAAUGUUAACAGGUUGAUGAUGCAGUGAUGUGUUUUAAGAGAAAACUAAUCUACGAACGAAGAAUUAAACUGGAACUUUGUCUGCACCUUGUGUUGGGGGUGGGGAAAAAAGCAACCCAUUUUGAACAGUAUUAAUGUUACUGUUGUAUUGCUGAUGCUGCUGCUACAAGACUACAAAUGUCUAACCAAACUAAAAAAUGGCCAUCGACAGGGAAAAUACAACAAACAUGAGCGUUUAUUUAUGAAAAAAAAAAAAAGAAAAACCCUGAAGAAAUGACAGUGAUCACAACCCACCUCUCACCCAAGCCCAAUGUAACUUUUAAGUUAAAACUUUUACUUUGUAGAUAAUAUAAAUAAUUUAAAAAAAUGAGCCAAAAAAAAAUUUAAAAAUAAAAAAAAGUUUUAAAAACUGAA